Messenger RNA from Ipomoea nil (Japanese morning glory), 2565 nucleotides. RefSeq lists its product as uncharacterized. The record is from RefSeq and is a predicted model, not a curated record. Gene Ontology annotation, molecular function: nucleic acid binding; RNA-DNA hybrid ribonuclease activity. Bases 1 to 2565 code for a protein of 854 amino acids. NCBI's taxonomy places the organism in Eukaryota, Viridiplantae, Streptophyta, Magnoliopsida, Solanales, Convolvulaceae. The transcript has 5 exons.
AUGCGGGAGCAUGCCUCAGUGGAAAAGGAGUUGUUGUUUUUACUUGAACAACAGCACAUAUACUGGAGACAACGAGCCAAAGAACAUUGGUAUCAAGGCGGUGAUACGAAUAGUAAGUUCUUUCACAACUCGGUGAAAGCGAGAAGGAGAAGGAAUAGCAUCAAGAGGCUCCGGGAUGAGAAUGGAGACUGGGUUCGGGAGGAAACAGGUUUGGAUAAUGUAAUGUUGAAUUAUUUUAAUAACCUGUUUGCGCCAAACUAUGGGGAUAUGGAGGAGGUGGUGGAAGCUAUCAGUGAAAGGGUUACUGAGCGUGAUAACGCAUGGCUGUUACGGCCGUUGAGUAUGGAGGAGAUGCGUGUGUCGAUUUUUCAGAUGCAUCCGGAUAAAUCCCCAGGAACAGAUGGUUUUGGACCAGGGUUCUUUCAGUAUUUCUGGGACAUUGUAGGAGGGGAAGUUACGGGAUUUUGCAGGAAUUUCUUGGGUACAGCCAGGUUACCAUUUAAGGCAAAUGAUACCUUGAUUGUUUUGAUCCCUAAGAAGACUAAUCCGGAGACAAUGAUGGACCUGCGACCAAUUGCGUUGUGCAAUGUCGUGUACAAGAUUGCGGCAAAGCGAAAGACCCAGGGCUGUAACGGGCUAGUGGCUUUGAAGCUUGACAUGUCAAAAGCCUAUGACCGGGUAGAGUGGAAGUUUCUGGAUGUGGUAAUGCUUAAGAUGGGGUUCAGUAGCCGGUGGGUUGAGAUUAUGCUGGAAACUGUCACAUCGGUACACUAUCAUAUUCUGCAUGACCAGCGACAGGUGGGGCCGAUUAUCCCGGGUAGGGGUUUCCGGCAAGGGGACCCGAUGUCUCCCUACUUGUUCUUGUUUGUUUUCGAGGGGUUGAGUGCCUUGAUCGAGAGGAAGAUGUCUGCGGGGCUCUUGCAUGGGGUCAGUGUUGCGAGAGGGGCACCUACCAUUUCUCAUUUGCUGUUUGCCGAUGAUUGCUUCCUGUUUCAUCGGGCAGACGUGGAAGAGAGUGUACAAAUGAGGUAUGUGUUGGAUACUUAUGUCAUGGCUUCUGGUCAACAUAUUAAUUAUGAAAAGUCAGCAGCCUGUUUCAGUGCGAAUGUGCCGCAGAAUGUGCGAAAUGAAGUUGUAGAUAUCCUAGGUGUGGAAGAAGGGGAUACUAGUGAGAGGUACCUGGGUUUGCCAUCGCUGGUUGGCAAAAGAAAGAGGGCCAUUCUGGGCUUUCUGAAGGAACGGAUUUUGGCACGAAUUCUUUCAUGGAAUUCUAAGUAUCUGUCUAGGGCGGGGCGGGAAGUGCUACUAAAGAAUGUGAUACAGGCGAUGCCGGCUUAUGCUAUGAUGGUUUACUUGUUACCACUUGGGCUUUGUCGUGACAUUCAGAACAUUAUGAACCAGUAUUGGUGGACAGGCAGUGUUGGGGAUGGUUGUGGGAUUAGAUGGCGCACCUGGGAGGGCUUGUGUAAACCGAAGGCUGUGGGUGGGAUGGGUUUUCGUCGUCUUCAUGAGAUGAAUAAGGCUCUUCUCGGGAAGCAGGCCUGGAGGCUAAUCACUAGGCCGACGAGCCUGGUGGCUCAGGUGUUUAAGGCACGGUACUACCCACAUUGUGAUUAUUUUGGAGCUUCAGAAGGGAACAACCCGUCUUAUAUUUGGAGGGGUAUGUAUGAGGUUAAGAGUAUCCUGAUGACUGGGUGUAGGAAGGCGGUAGGAGAUGGGAAGGACAUUGUUAUUGGCUCGGAUCCGUGGUUGCCAGUUGAUCAAAAUCCGUAUGUGGAAACUGACUUGCACCACUUACUAUGGUACCUGCGGAUAACCGUCCGUGGUCAAGAAUUUGGGAGCUCCACAUCCCUCCUAAGGGGAGUUGAGGAGACUGGCAUUCAUUUUUUUGCUUUUUGCACUAGAGUAGCCAACCUGUGGAAUAAUAUGGGAAUGCUGCAUUAUGGGGUAUCUGGUGCAGUAGAAAUGAGGGUGGAUGUUGAUCUGAGCUCAGUGGUUCAAAGGGCUAUGCUCUUUCUGGAUAAUUGGAGGAGCGCGAAUGAGCCGGUUAUUCAUCAACUUGCUCAAUCACGUGUGGAAGCAUGGUCCAAGCCGCCGCAUGGCAGGCUGAAGUUAAAUACGGAUGCCGCCCUGAUGGAGGGUAGUAGAAUGAUGAGCUUUGGUUGGGUUUUGCGGGAUGAUUUUGGGAAUUUUCUCGCUGCAAAGAACAUGUUAGUGCCCGGGGUAUAUAUGGUGAAAGAAGCUGAAAUUUUGAGUAUCCGGGACGCUCUGAGCUGGUUGAAGAAUACAGGUAUGGGUGCUGUGGAUGUUGAAACGGACUGCCAAGUUGUUUAUAAUGCAAUUAGAGCGCCUUCUUUUAAUUUUGCUUUCGGGUUCUUAGUUGAUGAUGUUAGGAAUUUAGCAAUGGAUAUUGAUGAUGUUAAAUUUGGUUAUGCUAGGCGAUCUGCGAAUUGUGCCGCCCACUCUGUUGCUAGUGAGGCCUUUUCUGAGUCAGGUUGCGGGGAGUGGUUAGAUACUCCUCCAUCUUUUCUUGUAAACAUUCUUGCUCGUGAUUCAAUGAAUUAA